UGUACAAAAUUCCACUAGUGGCUCCCAACCUCAACUUGUCAACUUCCAAAUCCUCAAACCAAGAUGUCUCACCUCCUUCUCCUCCGCUCUCCCUUCCUGGUAAGAACUCUAUGCCCAUCCUUCAUUUACAAAUAGCACCUGCCUUCAGUUCCCGUCCUCCCUUGAAUGAAUCUCAUCUGUUGGCGCACUCGAUUCCUUCUAUUAUUGCUUCCGAACCUCUCCAAUCCCCUAAAGUAACCAAGUUUCGCUUGAGUUCCGGAGAAUUCACGCAAAACAAAUUUAGAUUUUGUGGUCUUUAUUUCUUAAUUAUCACUCGAUUGGCUGAAUUCCUGAAAGCAUCUCAGAAUCUUGGGUUCUUACUUGGCAACACAGCAAAUUCCAUCUAAAACUCUAGUCUUCUCUUACUCCUUUUCAUCUUCUCCUCUAAAGCUGUCUCUUUGGAAUCCCUCGACAUCUACUUCAAGCUCUGAGAUACCUAAGUAUACGAAACUGAGUCUCUCUGUAGUGCCAAUUUGAUCGGUUUUCUUGGAGACCAAACCCUAGGUUUCAUGGAUACCCUCAGAAUCUACAGCAGGCUUGGAUUGCUGCACCCGGUUCACGGCCUUGCGGAAAGGCACGGCCUUUCUCCCUCCCAGAAGCUUCAGCAGCAGGUGAACAGAGCUUCCUAUAGGAGAUCCCACCGGAAAUGGUCUAAGACAGGGUUGGCUAGAGCUGGCAGCAAUGCCCUUCUGGAGCUCGUGCCCGAAACCAAGAAAGAGAACCUCGAAUUUGAUCUCCCCUUGUACGACCCCUCGAAAGGUCUCACCUUGGACCUUGCAGUUGUCGGUGGAGGCCCUGCAGGGCUCGCCGUGGCCCAGCAGGUAUCCGAGGCUGGCCUCUCGGUCUGCUCCAUCGACCCAUCCCCCAAGCUUAUCUGGCCUAAUAACUAUGGUGUCUGGGUUGAUGAAUUUGAAGCACUGGACCUCCUUGAUUGCCUUGAUGCCACCUGGCCUGGUGCAGUGGUUUAUGUGGAUGACCUCAAGAAGAAGCUUCUCGAUCGGCCUUAUGCUCGGGUCAAUCGCAAGCAGCUCAAAUCAAAGAUGAUGCAGAAAUGUGUUUCCAACGGUGUCCGGUUUCAUCCAGCAAAGGUUGUUAAGGUGAUUCAUGAGGAAUUGAAAUCAUUGCUAAUUUGUAAUGAUGGUGUCACAAUUCAGGCCACUGUGGUUCUUGAUGCAACUGGAUUUUCGAGAUGCCUUGUGCAGUAUGAUAAGCCCUACAAUCCUGGGUACCAGGUAGCUUAUGGAAUUCUGGCAGAAGUGGAAGAACACCCAUUUGAUUUGGACAAGAUGCUCUUCAUGGAUUGGAGAGAUUCACAUCUCAAAGAUGGGACAGAGUUGAAAGAGAGAAAUAGCAGAAUUCCGACUUUUUUGUAUGCGAUGCCAUUUUCUUCGACAGAGAUAUUUCUGGAAGAGACUUCCUUGGUUGCUCGUCCUGGCUUGCAAAUGGAGGAUAUACAAGAGAGGAUGGUGGCUAGAUUGAGGCACUUAGGUAUCAAAGUUAAGAGCAUUGAAGAGGAUGAGAGAUGUGUGAUUCCUAUGGGAGGCCCUCUUCCAGUGCUUCCACAAAGGGUUGUUGGAAUAGGGGGGACUGCAGGCCUGGUUCACCCAUCAACAGGUUACAUGGUAGCAAGGACACUUGCAGCGGUGCCGAUUGUUGCAGACUCAAUUGUUCGGUUCGUCGGUUCUGAUCAUGGUCUUUCAGGUAAUGAACUGUCUGCAGAGGUUUGGAAGAAUCUGUGGCCCAUUGAAAGGAGAAGGCAAAGGGAAUUUUUCUGCUUCGGUAUGGAUAUCCUGCUUAAACUUGACUUGCAAGGAACAAGGAGGUUUUUCGAUGCUUUUUUUGAUUUAGAGCCUCACUAUUGGCAUGGUUUUCUCUCAUCAAGAUUGCUUCUUCCUGAGCUUGUACUUUUUGGGUUUUCUCUGUUCUUACAUGCUUCAAAUACUUCUAGGUUAGAAAUCAUGGCCAAGGGUACGCUUCCUUUGGUUAAUAUGAUUAAGAACUUGUUACGAGAUGAAAAUUAGUUCACAAGAGGAGACGAUUUUCUUGUAACUGCAAUAUUGUAUCUAUGACCUGCAUCUUAAUCUCUUUUCCUGUCAACUUAUAUCUAAUACUGCUUUUUCGGUUA
Molecule: messenger RNA, 2164 nt
Organism: Elaeis guineensis (African oil palm)
Lineage: Eukaryota; Viridiplantae; Streptophyta; Magnoliopsida; Arecales; Arecaceae
Product: lycopene beta cyclase, chloroplastic/chromoplastic
Biological process (GO): carotenoid biosynthetic process
Molecular function (GO): oxidoreductase activity, acting on paired donors, with incorporation or reduction of molecular oxygen
Source: RefSeq, a predicted model, not a curated record